UCACCUACAAAAACACACAAAUAACACACAAAAAAUGAUUGAAUUAAAUAUUGAAGGAAUUAAAUUCACAAUAGAAACAAAAGAAGCUUUAUACAAACACGAAACAAAUAAUUUUAUAAAAGAAUUGCCGGGCAUUAAAAAUAAUAUUAAAUUUAACAAUGCUUUAAUUAUUUUAAAUCGUUGGGCUAAAAAUAAUUUUGUAAAUCAAGAACGUUUUGGAUUUUUAGACGAAUAUUCAAUUUCUAUAAUGCUAACAAAAAUAAAUAUUUUAUAUCCAAAUGUGUCCUUAAUUGAAUUAAUUGAACGUUUCUUUUUGACAUAUUUGACAUGGUUAGAAAUUAAUUUUUUAAACCGAAAACUCCGCAAUAUUUUAAAAAAUAUUUUAUACUUCAAAAAUGUAAAAACUAAAAAGAGUUAUCAUUUAUCAAAAAAAAAUUUCCUUAAAAUAACUCUUAAUAGUUGA
This is a messenger RNA of Meloidogyne enterolobii, 463 nucleotides long. The record is from the annotation of a GenBank genome assembly. Lineage: Eukaryota; Metazoa; Nematoda; Chromadorea; Rhabditida; Meloidogynidae.